AAGCCCUUCCAAUGUCAAGAUUGUACUCUGAGCUUUAGAAGAAGCUCCGACUUGAGGCGACACCAGAGAGCCCACCUGCCGGUUUUACCACAUAUCUGCCAACAGUGCGGUAAGGGAUUUGCAAGAAAGGAUGCCCUGAAGAGACACACCGACACUCUCACCUGUAAACGUAACAGAGAAAGAUUGCUGAGCAGUGGUGGCGAUCUGGAAAGUAUACUUCAGAGAGGAAGAGAUCACAUAUGA
Messenger RNA from Williopsis jadinii, 243 nucleotides. Its product is annotated as C2H2-type zinc finger protein. Gene Ontology annotation, molecular function: RNA polymerase II cis-regulatory region sequence-specific DNA binding; DNA-binding transcription factor activity, RNA polymerase II-specific. The annotation marks the transcript as partial. The transcript has a single exon. Gene Ontology annotation, biological process: regulation of DNA-templated transcription. NCBI's taxonomy places the organism in Eukaryota, Fungi, Ascomycota, Saccharomycetes, Phaffomycetales, Wickerhamomycetaceae. The record is from RefSeq and is a predicted model, not a curated record.